ACCGUUAUUGUUACAGUCUAGUCGGCAUAGAAAAGUCUAGCCCGGCCGUUGAACAUCCCAAAAUGAAUUUGUUUGUUUCUACGUUGCAAUGAUUUGAGGCGGGAGUCUCGUUCGUGCGGUCGUCGGUUCGAUUGGCGUACGUGGGUGGCACCGAUAACUGUACUUGUAAUACCACCAGGUACAUCGUAACAGCCGAAAUGUGAGCCCGGGUCUUUCGGAUCUCAUUCUAUCGUAGAUAAUCGUAGAGACGAUUUCAUUAAUUUUAUAGUCGCGAGAAGACGGUAAUGUUUAAAAUUGUGCGCCGUGCCUCGGAAUGGAAUGAAAUUAACAAGCUCGGGUGAUAUCAAGGUCGGGUUGUGGUUGUAAAAAAAAUUUAUUGUCGUAAUCUCUUCGGUAACCGACAAAACCCUGGUAUCGGCGAGUUUCUAAUAUAAUUGUGUCAUUUUUGCACCACGAACGAACAGCUGUGCAAAUAUAUGUACGAGCGUCUGUACGAACAUGUAGUCGUUCGACCUCCGUGUAUUAGUUCGUGAUAUAAUGUGACGAUAAACCUCCGACAAAUUGGCUCUAAUAUCGGACAAGAAUUUUCUCAUAUCCUAUAGAAAAACGGAGAUUUUUUCGCGCAUCCAGCAAAACGCUAACAAAUAUCUAUGAAAUAAACCGUGUGACGUACUCGGAGUCUAUUUGUACCAUUGGCGCAUUGGUUGAUUCGAAGGAAUCGGCUGCAAAAUUCAAGAAUACACGAAUUCUUCUACCGGUAGACCGAGAUGCAGCACUUCGACUGCGUUACAAACUUUGGGAUGCCCUGAAUCCUCAAUUUUGCUCGCCCAAAAAGAGGAAACGGUGUAUCUCCAAAACGAAGAAUUCCAAGAUGUUACAGCGGGGCAAAUUCCGGUCCAGCUACGUCCUCAGAAAGUUUUAGUAAAGCUGAGGCCGCACUCGACGCAAGUGGUGAACCUUCAAUUCAGACCGGCCAAAAAUUAUCCGAUCGAUUUAUACUACUUGAUGGACCUGACCUGGUCGAUGAAGGAGGACAAGGACACGUUAGUGUCGUUGGGUGGCAAAUUAGCACGAACUCUUGGUACCUUUACGAGUAAUUUUCGUAUGGGAUUUGGUAGUUACGCCGACAAACCAUUGAUGCCAUACGUAUUUCCUGGGCAUGAAGAGAAUCCAUGCCAAAGCGAACAUACCACAUGCGCACCGCUUUACGAUUUCAGACACCACAUGCAACUCAGUAGCGAUGUACAAGAAUUUAUUAGCAAGGUGAACGCAAGUGCGGUAACAGGAAAUGUUGAUAACUUGGAGGGAGGCCUCGACGGGGUUGUUCAAGCGAUUGUCUGCGCCGACCGGGUUGGCUGGGCUCAUCAAGCUAGAAAAUUAAUGCUGGUUGCGACCGAUGGACUCUUGCACUUUGCUGGCGAGGGAAAGCUGGGUGGUGCAGUUCAUAGGAACGAUCUUCAAUGUCAUCUGAACAGCGACGGCGAGUACUCCAUGGCGAAGACGUACGACUACCCUUCGCUCGCGGAAUUAUCUCGUAUUCUGCGGGAGCACAAAGUAAAUUUGAUUUUUGCCGUGACGGAGGACAGACGCGACGAGUACGAACGAAUCGCAACUAUACUCGAGGAAAAAGCUAGAGUUGCAACUUUGGCGGCAAACAGUUCCAACAUAUUGGAGAUCGUGGAGAGGUCGUAUCACGAUAUCGUAUCGAAAGUUGUGCUCCGUGAUAAUUCUACUGGACCAUUCGUACUCGAAUAUUUCUCAAAAUGCGGUCUUUCGAAUGGUCCAGAAUUAAAGACGUCCCAAUGCGCAGGCAUAAUAGAGGGUCAAGUCUAUGAUUUCAAGGCAAUGUUUACCAUGGGAUCGUGCCCCCAAAAUCAAAGUCUUUGGAGACAAAAAGUCGUGAUCGAGGAUGCUCUGGCUUCGGAAGCUUCGGAAACAGAAAUUGAAGUUGAAUUACUCUGCGGGUGUGAUUGUGAUCCGCAGGACGAUUCCUACUGCAAUAAUGGCAAAAAUGAGUGCGGGUUAUGCGAGUGCGAAACUGGCUGGUCAGGUGAAACUUGUGACUGCCAUGAAAGUACCGGACACGGUAUAAACUCCCAGUGCAUCAAUCAAAAAGAUACGUUCGCGUGCUCAAAUCGUGGUGAAUGUUUUUGCGGGCAGUGUUCCUGCGAUCCAGGAUACAACGGACAAUUCUGCGAAUGUUCACCAUGCGAUAAGGCGAAUGGUCUCGAGUGCGGCGAUCGGGGUACGUGUGACUGUGGAAAAUGUGUUUGCGUCGAUGGUUGGGCCGGAAAUGCUUGUCAAUGCCCAUCUGGAGACGAUCUCUGUAUCGCCCCCGGAAGCAAGGAAGUUUGCGGGGGGCAUGGAUACUGCGAUUGUGGCCAGUGCCGAUGUAAUGCUACUGCUCCGGAUGGUCUGUUUUACCGCGGAACGUACUGCGAGUCUUCCGCAGGAGCUGGUGGAAGCGGACUUUGCAUAUUUUACGCUUCUUGCGUGAACGCGACUGUCGAUUCACCGCAGGAAGUUAUAAAUUUCUGCCAAACCAAUGUAACCGUCUACAGUACGGUAAUGGUUGACAAAGUGGACACAGCUAGUAAUCAAUAUUGUUUCGUGAGAACUUAUGCGGAUACAACAGUCUGUACGAUCCCUUACGUCUACGAAUUCAACGAAGACAACACCGUAACGUUGAAAAUUGGACCCAAGGACUGCAGAACUCCGUUGCCUGCAGCGUUUGUCCCAGGAGUGGCAUUCCUGAUUGUAGUUCUUCUAGGCAUUGUUGCUCUGCUGAUAUGGAAGUGCUGCACAGCCUUGAAAGAUAAGAAAGAGUAUGCUAGGUUUGAAGAAGAGCGAAAACGGACGGUUUAUGCAAUGGAUGAAAAUCCACUUUUUCGCCCUGCAACGACACGUUUCCGGGUUCCAUCAAUGAUUAAGGAAGAUUAGUCACCACAUUGAUCAAAGAAGUACAUGAAAAAAACACAGGAAUUUAUUUGCGAAACCUAAAUACGUGAAUGUACUUUACAUACAUUCUAGUCCAUAACAUGUGUGUGCGCAUGUACGCGUGUGUAGUAGUAUUAUAUUCUCAGACGUACCAUGUACUUAUAAUUCAAUACCGUACUGGAAAAUAUACAUGCAGGGCGCCCCAAUCUUUCGUUGAGAUUGAACGCUCAUAGAAUAAGCACCAUCGAUAAACCGCUUGGUCUGACUUCUGUACAGAAAUAAAACAAGUUGGGAAGUGUAAACUUGUGAGACUCGGAUGACUAUAUCUUCAAAUAUAUAAUUCUGCCGUUAA
This is a messenger RNA of Athalia rosae (coleseed sawfly), 3289 nucleotides long. Its product is annotated as integrin beta-nu. NCBI's taxonomy places the organism in Eukaryota, Metazoa, Arthropoda, Insecta, Hymenoptera, Athaliidae. Gene Ontology annotation, cellular component: cell surface; focal adhesion; integrin complex. The record is from RefSeq and is a predicted model, not a curated record. The transcript is spliced from 12 exons. Gene Ontology annotation, biological process: cell-matrix adhesion; cell migration; cell adhesion mediated by integrin. The coding region runs from base 1006 to 2940 and encodes 644 amino acids. Gene Ontology annotation, molecular function: integrin binding.